CGCUACCAGGCUACGAGCCAUGGCGGACGCCGGGAGGAGACCCGGGAAGCCGCGGGACUGGCAUCAGGACCGGCCGGCGGUGGUGGCGGUAGGAGAGCAGCCGUGGCCGUGGCGGCAGCAGCAGCACCAGCAGCAGCACCGCCCCCCUCCCUCCCGAGGCACCACACUGGCCUCUUUGGACGCCCCUGCCGAGGCCCGAGGCGGAGGCGGCCUUCUGGACAAACCGCUAUGUCGCGCCCUGUGCACGGCCAGAGGUGAGGGCCCCGGGCCGGGUUAGAUGUCCCUACUGGCCCGUGAUGGGGUGGGUCAGGGCGGUACGAUGUCGCCGACCCGCCCCCUUCCCCUCGUGGAAUGAGGCGCCCGGGCUGCGAUGGGGGGGGGUGCGUUUGUAGCUCCUCCUCCUCCCCCGCCGCUGCCCGCUGGUGAGCUCGGUGUGCGCGAAGCCACUGGCAGCUUCCCCAGAUGGGGCGGGCAAAAGGGCUGUUGCCUCGCGGGGACGGGGUGCUUGCCAGCCAGAUGCUGCCACCCCCCUCUUCGCAGGCUGCCCAAAAGUCGCGAGGGGCAGGCCUGUGCAGCGGCAUAGCGUGGGUUGUCAGCACCGGGGCAAGGCAAGUAAUUUGCGCCCCCUAACCCGGGGCAAUGCAAGUAAUUUGUGCCCCCUAACCCCUAACUUGCCGCCGCUGCCAGCUUCUUCUUGCUGCUGCCUGGUCUGGUCUGGUGUGGUUCUCUUCCGCGCUCAGCGCUGCGCUGGGCGGCCGCUGCACUGUCCCUCCCCAGAUAGUCCCUCGCUCUCUCUCCGCACCGCACGCCUGGCACCCACCCCCUCCACAGUGGGCGGCGACCCAGCGGCUCGGAUCGGAUUCGCACAGCCAGCACUGCAGUGAGAGUGAGUGAAUGAGCCAGGUAGGGGCAGAGAGCUGCGAGUGCGAGCGCGCCCCCCCCAGAUGUUGCGCCCAGUGCGGCCGGCCCCCCCUGCACCCCCCAUGCUACUCCACUGGGCCUGUGGCCCCACAGCUUGCUGGCAAGGGCACUGAGUGAGUGCUGCUCAGCCGUCAAUCCUCAGGCCUCCGUGGUCAGCACAAGCUCCCUCCAGGGAGUGGAGUGGCACCCACGAGGCUUCCAGGUCACCCCAGUUUCCUCCCGGCCUAAAAGAGGGGUGAAUAAACUUUUUCAGCCCAAAGGCCAUAUUCCAUUCUAGUCAACUUUACAGGGGCCAUAUGGCCAGUGUGGGUGGGGCAACAAAUGUUAAUUUAUUCACACAUCCCUUUCUCCCUGUGUCUCCACCAGGGGAGCAAGAUAAAUUAUCAGAAUUCAAGGGGGCAUUCUUGCAGCAGGUAAAACACUGCAGGGGCGUGAGGUGAGGCUUGCAUGGGGCAUGGCCUGGGGAAGUCCCAAAAGCCAUGUAGAGGAACCCAGGAAACCAUAUUUGAUGCCUGGGGUUCCCUAUCCCUGGUCUUAAACUAAGGGUGAAACAUGAGGGGAGCUCUGAGGUCACUACCCCAGGAAUGAAAAGUCUUUCAAUGUGGCAUUGGGGCAGAAGAUGCCCUGGUAGAAACAGGGAAGGAAGGAUAGUCGCUGCCUGCUCAGAUAUGCUCCCUUAACCCCAGUAAGAUUUGGGAUCCAAUCUACCCACAAAGCUGACCUCUAAGAGUGGGCCUGGAGGGGCCAAGUGCCUUCCCCGUUUCUCCAUCUUCCACACAGACUGAGGGCCCCACAGCACUAGAGAAAUGGCACUAACAGCACCCCUCUGCCCUUGCUUCUUCUUAGCCUGCUGCCAACAGCUCCAGCUCCUCCUCUGCAUGCUGAUUGUCAUCUGCAGCUCAGUCUCCUACAAUUCGACAGGUGGCUACACUGGUCUUUUCAGUCUGGGGAGCAUUUACUACUACCAAUACGGCGGGGCCUACAGUGGCCUCAGUGGAGCUGACGGGGAGAAGGCACAGCAGUUGGAUGCUCAGUUCCACCAACUCAAGGUGCCACCGGCCCAGGUGGCCAUGGCGGUUGGAGGGGCGCUGAUGGCCUUUGCCUGCUUCCAGAUUGUGGCUAGUCUCUUCCGAGUGCCCUGGCAUUGCCCAGCCUGGCUGAUAGCGGAGGCCAUUCUGGAUGUGGCCAUUGCAAUUGGUCUUGUGCCAGCUUUGUACUUCUACUACCAUCGCCUUCACGAGAUCUAUGCCUCCUCUCUGUGCAAAGAGCGAGAGAACCUCUACCAGAGCAAAGGCUACAGGGGCUUUGGCUGCAGUUUGCAUGGAGCAGAGAUCGCUGUGGGCUUCUUUGCUGGGGCGGCCAUUGUGGCCUUCGCUGUUGCUGUUGUGUUGGCUGUCCGUGGCUUCAAGAUUGUCCGGACCCUCCAAGCAAAACCAUCAUCACACAGCUAUGAGCCCUAGCUUGGCCUCUGCUGCCUGAGUUGAAGGGAGAGCAGGAUGGAGCAGCAUAUUAAGCCAAGCUAAGCAGUGCCUUUGAACCAUGUACAGUGGUGGCAGUGAUCACUUUCUGUCUAAACCUUCACAGUUUUGUAAACAUUCUCCAAGCUCCUAUUUCUUUCCCAUCAUACAUACCGAUGCAAAGUCUAGCAAGACUACUCCCUGCUCCUCUUUAAUAUAGAUCAUCACCUGUAAUGCAAGAAGACCAACUUGGUCCCAUCACCAACCAGCACUUGCUUUCUUCCCUCUGCAUUCCUUUUUCCUUUCUGAUCAUGCCCUUAGAGUGAGACUGUUGACCAGAGACUUUCAAUAUAUGCCUUGGGGCAAAGUCCCAUCUUGUUGGUACCCCCAGAAAAAACUCCAGUCCUCUUAUAGAAAGCAAAAUCUGUGUCUUUUUCCACCCACCCCUUCUUACAAUGCCAGAGAAAACGUUUUUCAUUCCUUCUUCCAUUCACCUCAUUGAGCUGCUUCCUUCAUGAGGAAGUUACACAUUUGCCUUGAAGGCAAAUGCUUCUACUAGAUGUUCUGUGCAGUCUUGUUUCAAAUUGUUUUCAUUAUGGAAUAUAGUACUUUUGUACAAUAAUAAAACCACUACCUUGGUAAUUCACUUUAAAUGCGUAUGUCAAAAGA
This is a messenger RNA of Podarcis lilfordi (Lilford's wall lizard), 3047 nucleotides long. Lineage: Eukaryota; Metazoa; Chordata; Lepidosauria; Squamata; Lacertidae. The record is from the annotation of a GenBank genome assembly.